This is a messenger RNA of Brassica oleracea var. oleracea, 1898 nucleotides long. RefSeq lists its product as uncharacterized. Bases 29 to 1609 code for a protein of 526 amino acids. The record is from RefSeq and is a predicted model, not a curated record. The transcript has 11 exons. Lineage: Eukaryota; Viridiplantae; Streptophyta; Magnoliopsida; Brassicales; Brassicaceae.
GAGAGAGAGAGAGAGAGAGAGAGCUUCAAUGGAGGAAGACGAUGAAGUGAAGCAAAGAAGUAAACUUGAAGAGAAACAUUCUGAUGAAAGAAGAGAAGAAGAAACAGAAAUGGAUUGUCCCUCGCAUCAUCCCCCGCCUCCACCUGAUGAGGUGUUCGACCUUGAUACUACAGUUGAUCCUAGCUAUGUAAUCUCACUGAUAAGGAAACUCCUUCCUAUCGAUUCGGGAAGUGAAGAACGUGAUCAAAGCACCGAGUUAAGGCAUAUGAAUGCCAACACUGCGGUUCAAGCUUGGUCUGGAGAUGGGUUUGUGGAUGCUGCUUCUAAGGGUGAUCCAGAGAGCAUGGACAUUGGAGGUAACCGUAAAGAUUCCACUUCCGAGGAGAAGGACAAGGCGAGUUCAUCAGUGGAAGAGGCAUGGGAAGAGCAUGGUUGCGUUUUGUGGGAUCUUGCCGCCAGUGAAACCCAUGCUGAGCUUAUGUUACAUAACCUCAUUUUACAAGUGCUUCACGCAAACCUUCUAGUUUCAACAUCUGACCGCAUUCGAGAAAUAUCUCUCGGGAUUAUUGGGAACCUUGCUUGCCAUGAAUCUCUGUUGAAACACAUUGAGUCUACAUCCGGACUCGUCAAUACACUUGUGGGGCAGUUGUUUCUCGAUGAUACUCAAUGCCUAACUGAAGUUUGCAGGAUACUCACCACAGGUCUCUAUGGAUCUGGAUGCAAUUUUUGGGCUGAGUAUUUGCAGUCUGAUGAUAUACUACGCCGUAUUUUGUGGAUUGCGGAAAAUACCUUGAAUCCUCAUCUUAUUGACAAGAGUGUAGGGCUAUUGUUAGCUAUCUUAGAAGAUCAAUCAGAGGUUGGGAAGCUACUGAUCCCUCCACUAAUGACUCUAGGUUUGACGAGUCUGUUGAUCAAUCUUCUUUCCUUCGAAAUGAGCAAGUUGAUAAAAGAAAGAGUUACAGAAAGGUACUCCGUUCUUGAAAUGAUUUUCCGAGCUGUUGAAGCCCUUUCUGCUUCAGAUACUCAUUCUAAAGAGAUUUGCUCUAGCAAACAACUUUUUCACUUAGUCUGUGAUCUUAUGAAACUUCAGGACAAAGCCGAGGUGGCUGCAUGUUGUGUUACUGCAGGAGUUUUAGUCGCAAAUAUUCUGUCGGAAACAGUCAGUUUCAUUCAAGAAGUAUCGCAAGAUUUUUCUUUCUUGGAAGGUUUAUUCAGUACUUUACCAUUUGCUUCGGAUGACGUAGAAGCAAGAGGAGCUCUUUGGAGCGUUAUUGCUAGGUUACUUGCCAGAGUUAAUGAGUCUGAGAUAGACACAUCUUGUGUGAGACAGUACAUAUUGGUUUUCCUAAGGAACUCAGAUAUUAUAGAAGAUGAUCUUCUUGAUAUCCAACUAGAAGAAGAUCCAAAAGAGGAGUCUCUAAACUCAUUCCCUUCCCAGGGAAAGUCAAGCGCGCGAAGGAUUGCUAUACAAAAGAUUGAGUCGAUGUUGAACAAUUGGAAUAUUCGCAAGGAGGAAAGCAUGAAUGGGGACUGCUCUGUAAACACAGCUGAUGUUAAAAGACUAUAUGAUUGCUGUCAAAGAUAUAUCAAAUCAGUUGAAGGGUCUUAACUCAUGGGGAAUAUUUCGCUUAUAAGUUCUCAAUCUUCUCUGUCUUUCAUGGUCAACCAAGGCAUCAUCACAUAUUGACACAUGAAGUCGCAAGCUUUAAGAAAUCGCCGACCCAGUGAGCUUUUGAACAGACAUAUGUUCAGGUUAGAACUUGCCUGUGUGUUCUCAUAGUCAUAGAUCACUUAAGACACUGUCUGAUAAAAUGUAAACCAGAGAAAGAGAUUAGGGAAAAAAACUCAAAUUUUCAGAACGAGAAGAUUCAGAGUCUCUAGAUAAAUCUCGAUUGUCU